This is a messenger RNA of Melospiza melodia melodia, 1878 nucleotides long. RefSeq names its product F-box protein 46 (gene FBXO46). The record is from RefSeq and is a predicted model, not a curated record. Lineage: Eukaryota; Metazoa; Chordata; Aves; Passeriformes; Passerellidae. Gene Ontology annotation, biological process: intracellular signal transduction. Gene Ontology annotation, molecular function: protein binding.
AUGGAGCCCCCCAACGCCUUCCCGCAGCUGCAGCUCUGGUGCCCGCGGCCCUUCGGCACCUUCUCGCAGAACAAGCCAUGCCCGUCCCCCGCCGCCUGCCAUCGCCGGUGCCACCCCCGGUGCCCCCCCGGUGCCCCCCGGGCUGCCGCCCCUCCGAGAACACGCCCCCGGAGCCCCCCCGAGCCCGGCCCCGCCGGUGCCGCCGGCGCCGCCACCACCGAGGACGGGCGGGUGCUGCUGGACACGUGGUACGUCAUCAAACCGGGCAACACCAAGGAGAAGGUGGCGUUCUUCGUGGCGCACCAGUGCGGCGGCGCCGCCAGGCACCGCCGGCACGCCGGCCGCGCCAGCACCAUGAAGGUCAAGGGCAACUGGGGCAGCGACAGCUCCAAGGCCAAGCGGCGCCGGCGCUGCCACCACGAGCCCAAAAGGCCGGGGGACAGCGCGGACCUGCUGUCGGUGGCGGAGAUAGUGGCGCUGGUGGAGCGGCGCGCGGCGCUGGCCCUGCAGAGCCUGCCCCGCUCCUCCGCCUGCGACGCGCCGGCCCCGCUGGUGCUGCUGGAGGCGCCGGGCGGCCCCGAGUGCCGGCGCGUGGCGGCCGCCGUGGCGCAGUUCGAGUCCCAGAAAUCCCAAAAACCAGCGCCGCGGGGAGCGCUGGCGGCGCCGCCAGACCCAACGGCGUGUGCCGGGGCGGCGCCGGAGGCGGCGGCGGCGGCGCCGGGACGGACGGGGGGCAGGCGGCGGCGCCACGGCUGCCAGCGGGCGGCGCGGCGGGGCCGGGCGAGCGCGGAGCGGCAGAAGGACCAGAUCACCUGCGACCUGUACCGGCUGGUGAGCCCGGCGCGGCUGCUGCUGGCCGCCAAGGGGGACAAGGACGGCGCCGACGAGGCGGCCGCGGCGGAACAGAGCGGGCGGCGGCGGCGGCGCCGAGGGGUCCGGCGGCGCCCGCGGGACCGCGCGUCCGGCUUCCACGUGGACGUGGUCGUGACGGGCGUGGUGGACCAGUGCGUGUUCUUCGGCAAGGACAGCGCCAAGCAGGUGACGGAGGAGACGGUCAGGCUGCCCGAGGAGCCGCCGCCGCCGGGACAGCUCUUCCUGCUGCCCGAGGAACCGGCGACGGCCGCGGCGGCGGCGUCGUCGUCAUCACCGGGCAAGGACGGCGGCGCCGGCGACCCGGCGCUGUGCCGGCUGUACCGGCACGUGUCCCACGACUUCCUGGAGAUCCGCUUCAAGAUCCAGCGUCUGCUGGAGCCGCGGCAGUACAUGCUGCUGCUGCCCGAGCACGUGAUGGUGAAGAUCUUCAGCUACCUGCCCACGCAGGCGCUGGCCGCCCUCAAGUGCUCCUGCCACUACUUCAAGUCCAUCAUCGAGACGUUCGGCGUGCGGGCGGCCGACUCGCGCUGGAACCGGGACCCGCUCUACCGCGACGACCCGUGCAAGCAGUGCAAGAAGCGCUACGAGCGCGGGGACGUGUCGCUGUGCCGCUGGCACCCCAAGCCCUACCACCACGACCUGCCCUACGGUCGCUCGUACUGGAUGUGCUGCCGCCGCACCGACCGCGAGGCGCCGGGCUGCCGCACCGGCCUGCACGACAACAACUGGGUGCACCCGGCCGGCGGCUGGCGGCGGCGGCGGCGGCGCGCGCAGGGACGAGGGCAGGUGAGGGCGGCACGGACGACGGACGGACGGACGCGGCGGACACGGACGCGCGGACGGCUCGCGGGGCGGCAAAAGCGCCGCCGCGGAAACUGCGAUUCGGCCUCCAAAACUGCAGAGAACAAUUUCUCACAGCCCGCAGCUGCCAACACCAAGAACUCCGGCUGCCCUCGGAGAGCCACGUGCCUCCCGUGCACCGACGUUGACGCGCAGCAGGGGUGA